Molecule: messenger RNA, 1683 nt
Organism: Ophidiomyces ophidiicola
Lineage: Eukaryota; Fungi; Ascomycota; Eurotiomycetes; Onygenales; Onygenaceae
Gene: ARE2
Product: Sterol O-acyltransferase 2 (Sterol-ester synthase 2)
Exons: 4
Coding region: 1-1683 (560 amino acids)
Biological process (GO): ergosterol metabolic process
Cellular component (GO): endoplasmic reticulum membrane
Molecular function (GO): ergosterol O-acyltransferase activity
Source: RefSeq, a predicted model, not a curated record
AUGCGUUCCGUGUUGGCUAAUGCGGACGACAAUGCCGCCCUGCGAGCUCGCGCAUCGCGGGCCGCCGAGCAGCUGGAUCGAUUAAGUCAAGGCAAGUCAUCUUCAGGUCAUUCAAGUGGUAUUUCAACACCCAUUGCCGAAGAUGCUCCUCCGUCUGUACAAUCAAUUUCCUCUGCCAGGAAACAAGUCCGUGCUCAGGUGAAGACUCGGCUGUUCCAUAAUAUCGAUUACCAACCACGCCUGUCACAUUUUGAUCCGAAUUCUGAGAACCAGAACUUCCGCGGCUUUUUCGUAUUGUUCUGGAUCAGUUUAGUUAUCAUGGUCAUUACCACAGUGCUACGUAAUGUGAAGGAUACAGGGUAUCCUUUACGAGUACAGGUUUGGUCGUUACUAUCAGCAAACGUUUUCCAGCUUGGUCUAUGUGAUUUGGCGAUGGUCUUGAGCACCUGCCUAACGCUUCCGCUACACCAAACUAUUCGAUCAAGCAAAGGAUGGCUCCGGUGGUCAAAUUAUGGAAUGACAGUUCAAAGUUUACUACAGCUUGCUUGGCUAAAUAUCUGGGUCGCAAUACCUUUCAUGCUAGACUGGACUUGGACUGCGCAAGUUUAUUUGACGCUGCACACACUUGUUCUCUUGAUGAAGAUGCACUCCUAUGCUUUCUACAAUGGCCAUUUAAGCGAAACGGAGCGACGCCUUUCAUCCCUAGAUAAUCCAAAAGGUGCUAAGUUCUCCGCAGCCAUACGGUAUCCAAGAUAUUGUCUUGGGAUAGCAAGCCAGGCGGAUAAUGUACAAGCCAUAAAUUGCCAGGAAGAAUGCAAGAAGUCCGUCGCUGAGCUUCGAUCCGAUCUUGCCACAGAGCUUACCUCUACCCUUGGUCACGUCACGUACCCUCAGAACCUAACGUGGAAAAACUACGCGGAUUUUAUAAUGUGUCCAACUCUCUGCUACGAAUUAGAAUACCCGCGCACUAAAGAAACUCAGUGGACUAAAGUUCUGAUCAAGUCAUUGGCUGUCUUUGGAUGUAUAUUUUUACUGACUCUAACCUCUGAAGAAUUCAUUGUGCCAGUAUUAAACGAUUCCGCAUACCGAUUGCAUAGAGUAGACGCCUGGUCUGAGAAGGGUCUGAUACUAGCGGAGACAAUAAGCAUGCUUUUGUUCCCUUUUAUGGUUACAUUCUUGCUGGUAUUUUUGGUCAUUUUCGAGUAUACCCUGGGUGCUUUUGCAGAAAUUACUCGUUUUGCAGAUCGCAGGUUUUAUUCGGACUGGUGGAACUCGUGCGACUGGUUGGAAUUCUCUCGAGAAUGGAAUAUCCCCGUCCAUCACUUCCUUCGCCGCCACGUAUACUUUUCUUCCUUAACGAAAUUUUCGAGUUCCGGCGCCAUGUUUAUCACCUUCCUUGUUAGCUCGAUUGGUCAUGAGUUGGUCAUGGGGUGCAUCACCAAGAAACUUCGUGGAUACGGGUUUCUGGCGAUGAUGCUCCAGCUACCAAUUGUGGCAGCACAACGGUCAAAAUUCGUGAAGGGGCGAAGAACUUUCAAUGUAUAUUACCCUAUAUUGCUACAUUUUACGAGCUUCACACUGACUCCAUCCAUCAUUGUAGAACGUUUGUUUUUGGACCUCCAUGAUUCUGGGUCUCUCGAUGGUAUUGUUUCCACCCCCUCCUCGGCCACAGCAUCGUACUAA